Colletotrichum orchidophilum is the source of this 462-nucleotide messenger RNA. RefSeq lists its product as uncharacterized. The transcript has a single exon. NCBI's taxonomy places the organism in Eukaryota, Fungi, Ascomycota, Sordariomycetes, Glomerellales, Glomerellaceae. The record is from RefSeq and is a predicted model, not a curated record. The coding region runs from base 1 to 462 and encodes 153 amino acids.
AUGCAGAUCACUAGCACCCUCAUGACCCUGGCCCUCCUGGCCGUAGGGAUCAACGCCGCCCCCGCACCCCUGAACAUCAACCUCGGCGCAUAUUCCCCUGCGUUGGUAGUCGGUGAUGGUGCGCUCACAUUCGGAGGCGAGGCAGAGGCUGGAAAAGGCAAGGGAGGCGCCGCCGGAGGCGAAGGUGCAGCAGCCGCUGCCGCCGUCGCCGCCGCCAGCGUUGGCGCUCCCGGAGCCGCUCAACAAGGCAUCGUGGCAGGCCGAGAUAAUACAAAGAGGGUGGAGAAGCGCCAGAACAGCGGCUUUGAUCGUGCUCUCAAGUUCGCCGAGGUCGCGCUCACAAAGGGUCCCAACAUCCAGCUCGGAAACGGCGAGGGCGGUGCCGGCGUCGGUAUCAUUGUCAACAACAACCCCACCGCUGCCGCACCGGCUCAGGGCGGCAAAGCUGCGAGGAGGAAAUAG